Messenger RNA from Marchantia polymorpha subsp. ruderalis, 5887 nucleotides. The record is from the annotation of a GenBank genome assembly. Lineage: Eukaryota; Viridiplantae; Streptophyta; Marchantiopsida; Marchantiales; Marchantiaceae.
GCAGAGUCGGAAGUCCGAAAUGUUAAAUUCACGUAAUCUUCUAUUCUUAAAUGAGAAAAACAUUCGGCAAGCGGAAACUUCGGCAGCCUCCGGGAGCAUUCAGGCGAUUUGAAAAUUCCGUAGUUCCUCCAUAUCGACGGCCGCGAUCUCUCCAAAUGAGCAUCGCUCUCUGCGGCCCCUUCCCGCCAGGGGCGUAGGGUUUUGGAGAGCUAAACGUCCCGUCGCCCACGAGAUGUUGAGCCAAGCAGCAACAUCAGCAACCCUUAAAGUCUGGCUCCAAAAUGAGCAUGUCAGAUGAAGCGUCUACGAAAAGUGGCCUUGGAGAUCUGUUGUGAUGAUUGGGUAAAGCCCUUCAUCAUAUGAAAGUUCGGAGGAUCCGAGCUGCUUAGCGCGCGACUUUUUUUUUUUGGGGGUUCCUUGAGAAAGCGAUUUUCGUAGAUGGUCCAUUGCCGAGGACUGACUGCUGUCAUUGCAUCGGAGAUUUGAACACUUGCUUGUCUUGUUCCAUCUAGCUCUCAAAAAGUCUCCUCAGUCCACAAAUCUCGGAAGCGCGGAGGAAUUUGGUCCAAUUGCGUUCCAAUCUUAGGGUGGACAAUUGUCGUGGGACGAAGGACGUGCUGAGUGACAGGGCAAAAUUUUCAGGGCUGGUUGAAGUGUAGAGGCUUGUGGACGUGAGCGGGAGCCAUGAUACGAUUGGGAUACUGAGCAAGACGUGCGAAUUGAAAGUUUGAGUUUGUGUGUGGCGACUACCUGCAAUAGAGCAGGAUGGAAGAAGCCCCCCAGACGGUUUUGAUUGGUGUGGACACAAAUUUUGACACGAACCUUGUUGUGAUCCCCCAACGCAGUGCGACCAUUGGCGAUGUUCGAGAAAGAAUUAUCAAAGGUCACAUGGCACUCUAUCCCGAUUAUGGGACCAUAAACAUCCGUGCCGUGAAGGUUGAGAUGUUCAACCGACAAUACCAGCUGGAGGACACACACUCGGUUGGUCAAAUUUUUAGGGGCUGGCAAGGUAACUUGCAUGUAGAAUUGGAGGGCUAUCCGCCUCACUCAUCUACAGUGGCGGGCUUGAAAUUACCAAUGAUCAGUGCACCCGAAAAAACACUUGUUGAGCCCAGCACGGUUCGCAAUCGACCUCUUUCAGCGAUUUAUGAAGAUGCUGACAUGAACAGGGAACUGUUAGAUAAACCUUCGUCCUCGUCUCCCAAGCAAUGUGAAAGUAUUUUGCCUGGGCAACAAGGUCUUGAUAUCUCACCAGUUAUCAACGCCCAGUCACAAGCUCCAGCUGACGCCUUGGAUGACGCUGGAACUCAGAAAAGCUCCGAUGGCCGGAACAGCUCUGAGAAAUUUUACCGAGAUCUUUCACAGGAUGUUGUCCUUCAACAGCAGAGUGGAGCUGACGGUCAAGGGAAUGUGACAGUCGAGACAGGGUUGGAUACAGCUUUGGACGCCCUUCUUAGUGUAAUGCCUGAGGGGCCACUGAACGCUGGGGCGAAGAAAGACCCUGUUGUAGAUUAUAAUGGGCUUAAUUUGGCAAACAAAGACGCGUUUGGAGGAGCGCAAGGUUCCACUCAAUCAACGCCGAGGAACCUUGAGAAUCAAUUUAGUGGCGAUAGUGGAGUAUCCAGUAAAAGAAAGAGGCAAGUGGGAAAGCUUCUGAAGUCAACAAGUUCUGGGGACCUUCCAGCUGAUCAACGAUUAUCCCUUCCGGAGUAUUACAAACAAGAUGGAGGUUCAGCAACGAAGAAAUCCAGGAUGAAAGAAAAGUCUGAUAAGGGCAUAAUGGAAAUAGAUGGAAGUCUGGUGAAUGCGAUACCAGAUCCUCCUGAGAAGACCGUUGAUGGGAAGAAUGAUAUCAGAGCAGGAUCUGAAACGUCGAGCAGUGAAUCCGGGUCUGAGAGACAAGAAGUCAAAGCUAGUCCCAAGCGUGCUGACAAAUUUGAAUUACUUCACGUAACGUCGCCUCCGAAGGGUAAUCAGAGUGCUGCCAUUCCCCAGGGCAAGAUGGUUGAGGAAGAUGUUGUCAAAGCCACGCAGGGUGGGAAGCUACCCGCGGAGUUACCAUCUAGGCCAAGUAGAUCCUUGUCUUCAGGAAGUAGUACGAGCCAAAGUAGUGAUAGUAGUGAGGCGAAAGAAAACUUGGAGAUCAACCUACCAAUCGAAUCUGCGAAGCCUCAAGAGGAAGCUAGCAAUGCCAAUAGCAGUUCCGGACACUCAAGCAAGUCUUACAGACCUGAUGGCAGCACUGGAACGAGAGAAGUUGAUGAGGUGGUCAACAAACUUGUCGAUCUGUAUUCGCCAAUUUUAUCCGACGACAGUGGAGGGGAAGAGUCGAGUGAUGCAAGUGAAGAACUUCAGGCCAAGGGGUUGCGGAGGAGAAAGAGCUCGAAUGUCGUAGAUCAGGCCUACGAUACUGUGGAGAGAAAGGGUCGAAGAAGUCCACGAGGUGUAUCUGGUCUGAACUACAAGUUCCAGCACUUUAUUGACAGCCAGGAUGGUUUGGACGAGCUCCUAGGUUUGACGUUGAGCCAAAGGAAGCCGAAAACUACCUCUCAAGUCGAACAUGAGCCUCAGCUACAAGUUGCGGAGGUGGGUUCUUUGGCUCAUGAUAGCCUCUCCAUCGAUCGCGUGCCAGACACGCAGUUGGGUGGCGCUAGCUGCGAUGUUGGUACACAAAGAGAUAUUUAUACCGAAGAAAUAAUGCACCAUGAGAAGACACCAGGAAAAGAAUCCAAAAGCGGGGACGACAAGAGGGUGGAAGACGGGAGUCUUGAUGUGCGACAGGAUGAAAGAGAUGAGAAGAGGUCGAAGAGCAAACAACCUGCCCGGGGUUCGGAUGCAAAUGAUAUUCCUCCCGAAUCUCUUAAGCAGUUUGCCAAUAUUGCAAGCGAGUCCGGGAGAAAACUAGAUCCCAACGAAGAUCUCUUGCCGCCUAAGUCGGACGAUUCCCAGCAGUUUCAAGCAGCCGUGCAGCUCACUAGGCUCGCUAUGGCGGACGAAGAUGAAGCAGAGUCAGACCCAAUGCAAUCACCGAGGAACAGUCCUAUAGAGAAGAGGAAGAAGAAGAAGAAGAAGACAAAGGUGAAGCUUGAUACGUCAAUCGCUGAAGCUCGAGACGUUGACGAGCCCGACAACAUCGAGAAUUCACGAGGGAUCGAAUCAGCAAGAAGUGGAUUAGCUGCUGCAUCAAAUGGCGGCGAGAAAGAAAGUGCUUCUGUUCAAGCGGAACACUUGCCUGAAAGUGGUCUAAACUCAACCAUUGUGCAGGCAGUUCCAGAGAGGCCGAUUAGCGAUGCUUUAGAGAAAAGUGUAGAGGAGGUCAAUGCUCUGGUAGAAACAGGCGGGAUGAAUGAGAAGGUCAUGCAUGGCGAUGAUUUAGAGCAACCGCUGGUGAAGGGGAGAAUGGUGGGAGCUGAUUCUGUAGAUGAGGAUUUAGGGGCUUUAGAUCGGACCCAUGACAGCAUCGAGUUAGAUACUCCAAGCAAGCCAUUGAGGAAGAAGAAAAAGAAGUUGAGUUCGAGAAGGAACAGGGAGGAGAAAGAGAAUGAGCUGGACGUUCUACAGACACGAGGAGACGAGGCAGUGGAGGAGCCCCCUACUACGACGAAGAAGACUGAGAUUGUUGCCAAUUCUGUCGAAGAUUCCCUUCAGGGAGCUGAAGGCCACGAUGAGCCAUACAUCAUUGAACCUGGAGAGAAGUCUGGACGGAAGAAAAAAAGCAAGAAGUCUUUUCGAGUCUCGGAUUCCUCUGAGAACGAGAGAAGAGGUGAGAUGCUAAGUCGGAGUUUGAUGGAGGAGAACGAGACAUGGAAUGGCCGAGGUUCUGACAAGAAAGAGUCGCUCAGGCGCAGGUUGGAAGUUGAGGAGUUCGGGGCGGAAGACGUACUUGGUGGUCAAAUUGGGAGGGCUACUGUAAUCAGUCCACAGAAGAAAAAGAAGAAAAAGUCGAAAGGUGACGGUGAAAAGUACUCUGUGGAAGGUGAAUUUGCAAGCGCAGAUGAUGCUCCUUCAAGAGUGACUCAGGCGAAACUUUCAAAUGCAGGCCUAGUAUCCGAAACUUCUGAUAUUGUGACGGAUCGAAUGGACCUCAGAGGUGAUAGCAGGGCCUUUCCAGAGGGAAUGGUCCAGCACGUAAUGGAUGAAGAAAAUCGAGCUAUGUCCCCUGUCGCUGUAAGCAAGAAGGGUAGAAAGAAAAAAGUUUCUUUUGUUGAAGAGGAAAUUGACGUGGAGCUGGAGCAGAAGCAGUCAGACCAAGUAACUUCUGAUGUAGAACCCUUCAUUCAGGUUUCCGACAUAGGUCAAACCAAGCCUCCGAGACCUCGAAAGAAGUCUACAAAUCAGACGGACAGUUUUUCUCCCCUUGGUGAGAAGGCCAGCUUACAAAUAAUGGAAUGUGUGGUAGCGGCUCAGAGUGAUCAGUAUGUAAAGCUUUCGAGAAAAAAGGAAGGCAAGGAAGCGAGGAGAAGAAAGCUUGUAGGAGUAGAAAUCCUUGAGGAAGGAGGAAAACAACCAGACAGUCCUGUGAAGGAAGCGGACGGUACCGAACUUAAUUCUGCGGGCAAAAGACCUUUCGUGGAAAACGAAAAGAGGAAGGUUAAGCAGAGGAAAUCACAAGUAAUUGAUGAAGUCAUUCAGUCGGAUGUGGAGAAUGUCAACAGCAGCCCUGCCGAGGAGAAUGGAUUAAAGACGAACGAGGGUAGUUUGGAGGUGGACGAAGUGGAGAAUAGCUUUCAAGUAAGCAACAAGGGAACUCCUACACAUACGAAGAGGUCGCUAGCUGCCGCUGAGGAGGAUGCCGAUCCUGUCAUCAGCAAUCAGGAAGGUAAUCGUGGCACUGAAGCGCAUGAGCUUGAAGGACUAAAAGGACACCCUCUGACAAGGCAGGCCAAAAGACGAGGCAGGAAUGCGAUGAGCGAUGUUGAUCAAGUAAUCAACGCUCCUUCACCUACAGUGGAGAAAUCGGGAAGGAAGACACCGAAAUCAAAGAAGGGAAAGAGUCUGAAAAGUCCAAGAGUAAAUGGUGUGACAGUAACUACUUGACCCACUGCCAUCUAGAACAUCCAGUAAGGUCUGAAGUCUGCUUAUGUAUAUUUAUCAAUAAUUGUGAUCUCGGAUUAGGCCGAUAGGUUUCUAGAGCGUUUCAUAUUGUUCCUCUGAAUCCUUGUAAAGCAUUCGGGGUUACCUAGGUAGUGACAGGAGGCGAUCGCAGGUGAUGCAGGUGAGACUAUCAAGUUUCUUCCAAGAGGAGCAGGCGGUAGAUUUGUGAGUCCAAUAACAGGACCUUCUGAAGAGAAAGUCCCGUGUGAACAUCCUGGUUGCACGAGGAGUUUUCCGAGGAGGACGUCUUCGUUGUUCAGGCAUCUCAAGUUUUGUAGCAAGAGGCCUGAUCGCCCGAAUGAAACAAAGUAAAAGUCUGGAAAGGAGGAUCUUUCUAAUCAAAGGCAAUCGGAUGAUGUGUGGUCAUUUUGAAAGAGGAGUGUUGGUGAGAGGCCAGAGAUCAGCCCUCUCAAAGAAAAUUAGAACCGGAUUUGUAGAGCCUGAGCUACCUCUAUGCCCGUGAGUUUCCAAAUGUGCCUGCAGACUUAUGUACAGAGUUUAAAAUCAGCCUUAACGAAGUAGAAAUUAAACCACAGGACGGCCCAAACGGCCCAAAUAGCGUACAUCGAUCUCCACUUCGUCUGUGCAGAAAGUGGAGGUCCGGAUGGUUGGUGCUAUGGGAGGGUUCGGGAGGGCAGUUUUGUACAUGUAGCAGCCCGAGGAUGAAGAAGGGAGUAGAGUGAUGUCCUUUGUUGCUCUGAAUGUUUCCUUUAGUCUCAGUAAAUGAGUUACACCAGAUCUUGUACGUCGAGUAUUCAAAGCCAGAAUUUCAAACUUAAAUUCUUAGAACCCC